Messenger RNA from Penicillium argentinense, 2700 nucleotides. RefSeq names its product putative peroxisomal multifunctional beta-oxidation protein (MFP) (gene mfp). Bases 1 to 2700 code for a protein of 899 amino acids. The record is from RefSeq and is a predicted model, not a curated record. Gene Ontology annotation, molecular function: oxidoreductase activity. NCBI's taxonomy places the organism in Eukaryota, Fungi, Ascomycota, Eurotiomycetes, Eurotiales, Aspergillaceae. The transcript has 3 exons.
AUGUCCGAGCUACGCUUCGAUAAUCAGACCGUCGUCGUCACCGGCGCCGGCGGUGGUCUGGGGAAGGCAUAUGCCCUCUUCUUCGCCUCGAGGGGCGCCAACGUCGUCGUCAACGACCUCGGCGGUUCGCACAAGGGUGACGGCAAGUCAUCAAAGGCUGCCGAUGUCGUCGUCGAGGAGAUCCGCGCCGCCGGCGGUAAGGCGGUUGCCAACUAUGACAGCGUCGAGAAUGGCGAGGGAAUCAUUGAUACCGCUAUUAAGAACUUCGGUCGUGUCGAUAUCCUGCUUAACAACGCCGGUAUUCUCCGGGAUAUCAGCUUUAAGAACAUGAAGGAUGAGGACUGGGACCUCAUCAACCGCGUUCAUACCUAUGGUGCCUACAAGUGCGCCCGCGCCGCCUGGCCUCACUUCCGUAAGCAAAAGUUUGGUCGCGUUAUCAACACCGCCUCCGCCGCCGGUCUCUUCGGCAGCUUCGGCCAGGCCAACUACUCGGCCGCCAAGCUGGGUCAGGUCGGUUUCACCGAGACCCUGGCCAAGGAGGGUGCCAAGUAUAACAUUAUUGCCAACGUCAUUGCCCCUAUUGCUGCUAGCCGCAUGACCGCGACUGUGAUGCCCCCGGAUGUUCUGGAAAACCUCAAGCCCGACUGGGUCGUUCCCCUUGUUGCUCGUCUUGUCCACUCCUCCAACACUACUGAGACCGGUGGUAUCUAUGAGGUCGGCGGUGGCCACGUUGCCAAGCUGCGCUGGGAGCGUUCCAAGGGUGCUCUCCUCAAGACCGAUGACUCUCUCACCCCCGGCGCUCUUGCCGCCAAGUGGAACGAUGUCAACGACUUCUCCAAGCCCGAAUAUCCUACUGGACCUGCUGACUUCAUGAGUUAUCUGGAGGAUGGUCUGAAGAUGCCCAGUGCCCCCAAGGCCCAGGAGCCCGAUUUCAAGGGCCGUGUUGCCCUGGUCACUGGUGGUGGUGCCGGUCUCGGCCGCGCAUACUGUUUGCUGUUCGCCAAGUACGGUGCUUCCGUUGUUGUUAACGAUCUGGUCGACCCCGAACCUGUUGUUCAGGAGAUCAAGAAGGCCGGUGGUCAGGCCGUUGGCAACAAGGCCAACUGCGAGGAUGGUGACGCCGUCAUCAAGUCUGCUAUUGAUGCAUUUGGCCGCAUCGACAUCCUGGUCAACAACGCCGGUAUCCUGCGUGACAAGGCCUUCACCAACAUGGACGACAACCUGUGGAACUCUGUUGUCAACGUUCACCUGCGCGGUACCUACAAGGUGACCAAGGCCGCCUGGCCCUACUUCCUCAAGCAGAAGUAUGGCCGUGUUGUCAACACUGCCUCUACUAGCGGUAUCUACGGUAACUUCGGCCAGGCCAACUACGCCGCCGCCAAGCUGGGUAUUCUCGGUUUCUCCCGCACUCUCGCCAUGGAGGGCGCCAAGUACAACAUCAAGGUCAACACUAUUGCCCCUAACGCUGGCACCAACAUGACUCGCACCAUCAUGCCUGAGGAGAUGGUCCAGGCCUUCAAGCCCGACUACGUUGCUCCUCUCGUUGUUCUCCUGUGCUCCGACGCUGCUCCCGAGCCUUCUACUAAGGGUCUCUUCGAGUGCGGCAGUGGCUGGUUCGGCCGCACCCGCUGGCAGCGCUCUGGCGGUCACGGUUUCCCCGUGGACGUCAAGCUGACUCCCGAGGAGGUGCUCGCCAAGUGGCCGCAGAUCACCAACUUCGAGGACGGCCGUGCCGACCACCCCGAGGACGCCUCUGCUGGUGCCGAGAAGAUCAUGGCAAACAUGUCCAACCGCGCCGGUGGCAGCGGCGAGAACGAGGUCCUCGCCAACAUCGAGAAGGCCAAGGCUCUCACCACUGAGGGCACUGCCUUCGACUACACCGACCGCGAUGUUAUCCUGUACAACCUGAGCCUGGGUGCUAAGCGCACCGAUCUGCCUCUGGUGUACGAGAACAACGAGUACUUCCAGGCCCUGCCCUCGUACGGUGUGAUCCCCUGGUUCAACACCCAGACCCCCUGGAACAUGGACGACAUUGUCAAGAACUUCUCUCCCAUGAUGCUCCUGCACGGUGAGCAGUACAUGGAGGUCCGCAAGUUCCCCAUCCCUACCACUGCCAACACCCUGACCUACCCCAAGCUCAUCGACGUUGUCGACAAGGGCAACGCUGCUCUGGUUGUGGCUGGUUACACCACCAAGGACGCGAAGACCGGCGAGGACCUGUUCUACAACGAGUCCACCGUCUUCAUCCGCGGCAGCGGUGGCUUCGGUGGCUCUCCCAAGCCCACUGCUGCCCGCCCCAAGGGUGCUGUCGCAGCCUACAAGCCUCCUCAGCGCCAGCCCGAUGCCGUGGUCGAGGAAAAGACUUCCGAGGACCAGGCUGCUCUGUACCGCCUGAACGGUGACCGCAACCCGCUGCACAUCGACCCUGAGUUCAGCAAGGUCGGUGGCUUCAAGAUCCCCAUUCUGCACGGUCUGUGCUCGCUCGGUGUUGCUGCCAAGCAGGUCUUCACCAAGUACGGUGCCUAUAAGAACCUGAAGGUCCGCUUCGCCGGUGUCGUGCUGCCUGGCCAGACCCUCAAGACUGAGAUGUGGAAGGAGGGCAACACUGUUCUCUUCCAGGCCACCGUGGUCGAGACCGGCAAGCCCGCCAUCACUGGUGCUGGUGCCGAGCUGCUCGAGGGCGCCAAGGCCAAGCUGUAA